Molecule: messenger RNA, 2504 nt
Organism: Musa acuminata subsp. malaccensis (wild Malaysian banana)
Lineage: Eukaryota; Viridiplantae; Streptophyta; Magnoliopsida; Zingiberales; Musaceae
Source: RefSeq, a predicted model, not a curated record
UUGCCAUGAAAUCAUUGUUCCAAUUAAUUCUACAUUUGAAUUUCGUCGCCAAGUUAAUUAUCUUGUGCAGUCAAAGGUAUAACAACAGGUCAUGAUGUUGACCAGGCGAAGAUAGUUAGGGAGAAAAGAUGGCGUGUUUCACCCGUAAAGUGGAACGACCUCUCGAGCUUAGAACUUUCUACGGUAGCCAGCCUUUGCAAAACACAUCUCUGUUCCAUGACCAAAUAGUUGCGAUGCACUAUUUGCAUCCUUAUCUCCAUUUGCCGACGGUCAUAUUCCAACGCGGCCCCUCCUUUGUCGGACGCAACCACUGCAGUCCGCUACCCCCCACCGACUACAAAGUUUCCAAUCUUAUCUUCUACCUCCUAUGUGACAGAAAUUUGUGUAUCUUUUUCCCCAAAAACCCCUUUUUGAUGGGAUUCUAUCCAUAUACGUCAUCUUUCUAUAUUCUUAUUUGUAUGAAUAUUAAACAUAAUUUUUUUUUAACUAAAUGAAUCCCACAACCUCGCAUGGAAGACUCGUUAGUGAUGGCGGCAGAAGAAGUCUUGUUGGGGGGGGGGGGGCAUUAAAUUUAGAUGGCUGCUUGGAAUGCCGACUUGACUUAGCUCGCGGUUGAAGAUUGCGGCGGAGAGAGGGAGUUGUAGUUCUCGACGAUGCAUUGUUUGAUUUUGCUACUUAUUCGCGGAUAAAAUGUCUAUAGCAGCUCUUUAUUUUUGACUUGCUAUAAGAUAUUUUAUUGUGUAUAUAUGAAUGCCGUCUGAUAAAAAGAAAUUGUUUUUGUUUUAAGCUCUGCACUGACUCUGUUCUCGGUCGUUGCUGUUUCGCAGGAUCUCGCACCAAGAAGAUCAUAAUUGGUGAGAAACUUACUCCUCUAAACCACCCAAUCUCCUGACUCGUCUCCAAUUCUUUCUGGCUUAAUUAAUGUCAUGCACUUGCUGAAAUCAUAAAAGACGCGAAAGCAAGAAUUAGUAUCUUUCUCAGCUUCCGUCUAUACUCUGUUGUUCCAUGAAUCUAUUUGAGGGAUGAUCAAUGCCAUGAGCAGGUGUUUCGGUCGGCGUGGGAGGCUUGUUGGUCAUAGUAACCUUCCUCGGUCUUUUCCUUUAUCGUCGCAAGAAGAGAAACCGGCUCUCUCCGGUUCUGCUGUCUCGAAGAGCCUCAUCUGAGCCAAUCAGCUCCAAGAAAGAUCCUGAAUUGGGCAAUGAACACUACGGCACCCAAGUUUUCGAGUACGAGGAGCUACACGAGGCCACCGAUGGCUUCAACGCCUCCAAUGAAGUUGGUGAUGGCGGCUUUGGCACUGUCUACAAAGGGAAGCUCCGGGAUGGUCGCACCGUGGCCAUCAAGCGAUUGUACGAGAACAACUUCAGGCGUGUCGAGCAGUUCAUGACUGAAGUCCACAUCCUUUCUUCCCUCCGACACCACAACCUUGUCAGCCUAUAUGGAUGCACCUCCCGCCACAGCCGCGAGCUCCUCCUCGUGUUCGAGUUUGUGCCGAAUGGGACGGUGGCGGACCACCUCCAUGGCCCCCGUGCGUGCGAAGAAGGGCUCCCGUGGCCUGUGAGGAUGAGCAUCGCAAUCGAGACCGCCCAGGCGCUCAGCUACCUCCACGCCGUCACGCCCCCGAUCGUACACCGGGAUGUCAAAACCAACAACAUCUUGCUCGACCGCAGCUUCCGUGUCAAAGUCGCCGACUUUGGAUUAUCCAGGCUCUUUCCGCUCAACGUCACGCAUGUCUCCACGGUUCCACAAGGCACGCCCGGGUACGUCGACCCUGAAUACCACCAGUGUUACCAGCUCACGGACAAGAGCGAUGUCUACAGCUUUGGGGUGGUGUUGGUGGAGCUCAUAGCCUCGAAGCCGGCCGUCGACAUCACUAGGCAUCGGCAUGAGAUUAAUCUGGCUAAAAUGGCCGUCAACAAGAUCCAGAACGAGGAGUUGGAUCAGUUGGUCGAUCCAAGACUCUGGCGGCAGUCCAACAGCGAGGUAAUUUGGAUGAUCAGACAGGUGGCUGAAGUGGCAUUCGGGUGCUUGCAAGAAGAGAGGGACAUGAGGCCUACGAUGAAAGAGGUUCUGGAGGCACUGAGGGGGAUAGAGGGCAAGGGGAGCAACAGGAAGAAGGGUGCGGAAGCUGAUGAUGCCGUGGCCAAGGAUGAUGACCGCUCCUUGCUGGGGGAAAGGCCGCCGCAUUCACCAGAUACUGUCAAUGCCGAAUGGGAAAGCAGGCUAACGACACCAAACGCUAGUGUUUGAGGAAGACGUCCUCUGCUACUUUUCUGAUGAUUCUGUGUAAGCCACUUGCAUUGAGUUCUUAAUGAGAGAGAUAAUAAUCUUGGGAGAUUGACGACUCUCAUAAUUUUUCGAGUGCCCUGAAGAGUUCUACCGUAGAUUGAUGUUUGACUUUCGAUCUCCUGUUGGAGAGGAAAGGUUUCUUUUCUUUGCUUUAAUGUUUCAGACUCUGUAAAAAUGGGAAGACCGACCGAAUCACUAUUUUUAUCUUCUUCUUU